Messenger RNA from Nelumbo nucifera (sacred lotus), 1804 nucleotides. Its product is annotated as NAD(P)-binding Rossmann-fold superfamily protein. The record is from RefSeq and is a predicted model, not a curated record. Lineage: Eukaryota; Viridiplantae; Streptophyta; Magnoliopsida; Proteales; Nelumbonaceae.
CUCUCUCAAUCAUGAUUCAUGAAUGGUUUCAUCUUCAUCAUUCAAUGACAAACAAGUAAUCUUCUCUCCAUCUCUUUCUUUCUUCCACUCUCGCAUCCCAUCUCCCAACUAUAUAAUACCCAUCCCCUCACAAUUCUUACUCUUCGUUCCUCACCCUCCUCCCUUUCUUCUUCUUUAUUCGGUUCUUUCCAAGUUGACACUGUGCUGCGACUAACCUGCAAAGCUCGCACUCUCCAUCUCAAACAAAACUCAUUUCUACACCUCUAAAUCCUCCAAGCCACAAAAAUAUUCAAAAAGUCGAGAGGUAUAAGGUACUUGAAGAGAGCCAGAGAGGCAAGUGAAAUGCUUGAAACAGUAAAAUACCUCCUCGGUUCCGUCGGCGCAAGCGGCUUCGGCUCCAAGUCGACGGCCGAUCAGGUCACCGAAGUCUGUCCCGAUCUCCGCCCCAUCACCGCUAUCAUCACAGGUGCCACUUCAGGGAUCGGAGCUGAGACGGCACGGGUUUUAGCGAAACGUGGUGCCAGGCUUGUCCUCCCAGCUCGCAGCGUGAAAACUGCCGAGGAAGCCAAGGCCCGUAUCUUAACUGAGUUUCCCCAAUCCAACAUCCUUGUCAUGCCUCUCGAUCUCAGCUCUCUCUCUUCCGUUCGAAGUUUCGUUUCCGAGUUCGAGUCUCUCGAUCUGCCUCUCAAUCUCCUCAUAAACAACGCCGGGAGGUUCUCCCACGAGCAUGCAGUCACCGAAGACGGAAUCGAGAUGACAUUCGCUACUAAUUAUUUAGGUCAUUUUCUGUUAACGAAACUGCUACUGAAGAAGAUGAUUGAAACGGCGGAAGCUACAGGCAUUCAAGGCCGCAUAGUGAACGUAUCGUCGACCGUUCACAGCUGGUUUUCCGGUGAUCCGAUUCGUUAUCUCGAACUGAUCACCAGAAAAAAAAGUCACUACGAUGCGACACGUGCCUACGCUCUCUCGAAGCUCGCCAACGUUCUGCACACCAGAGAACUUGCACUCAGACUAAAGAAAAUGGGAGUGAACGUUACUGUAAAUUGCGUUCAUCCGGGGAUAGUAAGAACGAGGCUCACCAGAGAUCGGGAAGGCCUCAUUACAGAUCUGGUAUUCUUCCUGGCUUCGAAACUCUUGAAAACGAUUCCUCAGGCUGCUGCCACUACUUGCUACGUGGCCACUCAUCCAAGACUAAUAAGCGUUUCCGGCAAGUACUUUGUGGACUGUAACAAAGCUUCAACAUCAAAGCUGGGAUCGAACUCGCACGAAGCUGUACGGUUAUGGUCCGCCUCUGAAGUCAUGACCACCGCCGAGAUAUCAAAAACCAAAAUUUGAAGCAAUCAAUCGAUUCUGACUACAAGCCAGGAGGAACAGUGAGAGUGAAAUACUACUGUCAUCGAUCAGGACAAGAAAAAAGGGUGUAGUCUUUAGUUCUAAAGUUAAUUUCUAGAUUACAGGCUUACAGCGGAAGGGAAGAAUAUUAAAAAUACGAAUACAUGUACGUAGAGUAACGGCCUAACGGGGGUUUAGUCUUUAGAGUCUAUAACCAUACAGGAUAUGACGAAUAUUACUAGUCAACAUCUGGCAAGUCUUCAGCAUUGAGAUUGCCAUAAUGGUUAGUUAUAUUAAAAAAUAUAUAAGAAAUGAAAGGGUAACGUAAUAUGGGAUGAAUAUAUAUAGAUAGAUAGAUAUAUAAAAACUAGUUAGUUUUUUCUUCUUUUAUUUUUUCUUGUAAAUUUUGGUGAGUGUUUAUUGUACUAAUUGAUACAGAAGAUAAAUAUAUGCAAGAGGAACAUGAGGUUUA